AUGGGGCUGCGACUGGCCCGCCUAGUGGCCGUCUGCCUGGCCCUGGCCUUGGCUGGAGGCUCUGAGCUCCAGAGAGAGGCCAGACCCCGAAGCCAUGUUCACAGCGUCUGCAGCACCUGGGGUGACUUCCACUACAAGACCUUCGACGGGGACGUCUUCCGCUUCCCCGGCCUCUGUGACUACAACUUCGCCUCCGACUGCCGAGACUCCUACAAGGAAUUUGCCGUGCACCUGAAGCGCAGCCAGGGCCAGGGUGGGGGCCAUCCUCAGGUGGAGUCCAUCCUGCUGACCGUCAAGGAUGACACCAUCUACCUCACCCACCAACUGGUUGUGGUGAAUGGGGCCAUGGUCAGCACCCCACACUACAGCUCUGGGCUGCUCAUCGAGAAGAAUGAGGUCUACACCAAGGUCUACUCCCGCGCUGGUCUCUCCCUCAUGUGGAACCGUGAGGACGCGCUCAUGCUGGAGCUGGACAGCAGAUUCCAGAACCACACCUGCGGCCUCUGCGGGGACUUCAAUGGCCUGCAGUCCUACUUGGAGUUCCUCUCUGAAGGCAUCACAUUCAGUGCCAUUGAGUUUGGGAACAUGCAGAAGAUCAAUAAGCCUGAGGUGGUGUGCGAGGACCCCGAGGAGGUGCCCACACCUGAGUCCUGCUCCAAGCACCGUGCUGAGUGCGAGAGAUUGCUGUCCGCCGCGGCCUUCCAAGACUGCCAGGCCCGGCUGCCGCUGGAGCCGUACGUGCAGGCCUGCAUGCAGGAUCGCUGCCGGUGCCCGCAGGGUGGGGCCUGCGUCUGCAGCACCCUCGCCGAGUUCUCCCGUCAGUGCUCCCACGCUGGCGGCCGGCCGGGGAACUGGAGGUCGGCCUCCUUCUGCCCCAAGAGCUGCCCCGGGAACAUGGUUUACCUGGAGAGCGGCUCACCCUGCGUGGACACCUGCUCACACCUGGAGGUCAGCAGCCUGUGCGAGGAGCACCACAUGGACGGCUGUUUCUGCCCAGAAGGCACUGUGUAUGAUGACCUCACGGGCAGCGGCUGCGUCCCCGUCAGCCAGUGCCACUGCAAGCUGCACGGGCACCUGUAUGUGCCGGGCCAGGAGAUCACCAAUGACUGCGAGCAAUGUGUCUGCAAUGCUGGCCGCUGGGUGUGUAAAGACCUGCCGUGCCCUGGGACCUGCACCCUGGAGGGUGGCUCCCACAUCACCACCUUCGAUGGGAAAAAGUUCACCUUUCAUGGGGACUGCUACUACGUCCUGACCAAGGGAGACCACAACGACUCCUUCACCCUCCUGGGCGAGCUGGCCCCCUGCGGCUCCACGGACAAGCAGACCUGCCUGAAGACAGUGGCCCUGCUGAUAGACAGGAAGAAGAACGUGGUGGCCUUCAAGUCGGACGGCAGCGUGCUACUCAACGAGCUGGCAGUGACCCUGCCCCACGUGGCUGCCAGCUUCUCCAUCUUCCAACCCUCCUCCUACCACAUCGUGGUGAACACGGCCCUCGGGCUGCGGCUGCAGGUGCAGCUGGUGCCCGUCAUGCAGCUCUUCGUGACGCUGGACCAGGCUGCCCAGGGGCAGGUGCAGGGGCUCUGCGGGGACUUCAAUGGCCUGGAAAGUGACGACUUCAGGACAGCGGGUGGCCUGGUGGAGGCCACGGGGUCCAGCUUCGCCAACAGCUGGAAGGCCCAGGCCAGCUGCCACGACAAGCUGGACUGGCUGGACGACCCCUGUUCCCUCAACAUCGAGACCAACUAUGCGGAGCACUGGUGCUCCCUCCUGAAGAAGACAGAGACCCCCUUCGGCAGGUGCCACCUGGCCGUGGACCCCACUGAGUAUUACAAGAGAUGCAAGUAUGACACCUGCAACUGUCAGAACAACGAGGACUGCCUGUGCGCAGCGCUGUCCUCCUACGCGCGGGCCUGCGCCACCAAGGGCGUCAUGCUGUGGGGCUGGCGGGAGCGCGUCUGCAACAAGGACGUGGGCUCCUGCCCCAAAUCUCAGAUCUUCCUGUACAACCUGACCACCUGCCAGCAGACCUGCCGCUCGCUCUCUGAGGGGGAAACCCACUGUCUCAAAGGCUUCACGCCCGUGGACGGCUGUGGCUGCCCUGACCACACCUUCCUGGAUGAGAAGGGCCGCUGUGUGCCCCUGGCCAAGUGCUCCUGCUACCACCGAGGCCUCUACCUGGAGGCGGGGGAUGUGGUCUUGAGGCAGGAGGAGCGCUGUGUCUGCCGAAAUGGGAGGCUGCACUGUACGCAGGUCAAGCUGAUCGGCCAGAGCUGCGCGGCCCCAAAGAUCCUUGUCGACUGCAACAACCUGACUGCCCUGGCCCCCCGAGAGCCCCGCCCCACCAGCUGCCAGACGCUGGUCGCUGGCUAUUACCAUACGGACUGUGUCAGUGGCUGCGUGUGCCCUGAGGGGCUCCUGGAUGAUGGCCGGGGUGGCUGUGUGGUGGAGGAGGAGUGCCCGUGUGUCCACAACAAGGACCUGUACUCCCCUGGGGACAAGAUCAAGCUAGACUGCAACAACACCUGCACCUGCCAGAGAGGACGCUGGCAAUGUACCCAGUUCCUGUGCCACGGCACCUGUUCCAUUUACGGGAGCGGCCACUACAUCACCUUUGAUGGGAAGCACUAUGACUUUGAUGGACACUGCUCCUACGUGGCUGUCCAGGACUACUGCGGCCAGAACUCCUCAACAGGCUCCUUCAGCAUCAUCACUGAGAAUGUCCCCUGUGGCACCACUGGUGUCACCUGCUCCAAGGCCAUCAAGAUCUUCAUAGGGAGGACGGAGCUGAAGCUGGAGGACAAGCRCAGGGAAGUGGUCCAGCUUGAGGAGGGCCACCACGUGGCCUACACCACGCGGGAAGUGGGCCAGUACCUGGUGGUUGAGGCGAGCACCGGCAUCAUCGUCAUCUGGGACAAGAAGACCACCAUCUUCAUCAAGCUGGCUCCGACCUACAAGGGCACUGUGUGCGGCCUCUGCGGGAACUUUGAUGACCGCACUAGCAACGACUUCACCACGCGGGACCACAUGGUGGUGAGCAGCGAGCUAGACUUCGGGAACAGCUGGAAGGAGGCCUCCACCUGCCCAGACGUGAGCACCGUCCCGGACCCCUGCAGCCUGAACCCGCACCGCCGCUCCUGGGCGGAGAAGCAGUGCAGCAUCAUCAAGAGCAGCGUGUUCAGCGUGUGCCACAGCAAGGUGGACCCCACGGUCUUCUACGAGGCCUGCGUGCAGGACUCCUGUUCCUGCGACACCGGGGGCGACUGCGAGUGCUUCUGCUCUGCCGUGGCCUCCUACGCCCAGGAGUGCACCAAGGCGGAGGCCUGUGUGUUCUGGAGGACACCRGAUCUGUGCCCCAUAUUCUGUGACUACUACAACCCCCCGGAYGAGUGUGAGUGGCACUAUGAGCCGUGUGGGAACCGCAGCUUUGAAACCUGCAGGACCAUCAACGGCAUCCACUCCAACAUCUCUGUGUCCUACCUGGAGGGUUGCUACCCCCGAUGCCCCACGGACAGGCCCAUCUACAAUGAGGACCUGAAGAAGUGUGUCACUGGGGACCAGUGUGGCUGCUAUGUUGGGGACACCCACUACCCCCCUGGAGCGCAGGUUCCCACGAAGGACAUCUGCACAUCUUGUGUGUGCACUAACUCCUCACAUGUGGUCUGCCACCCGGACGAAGGGAAGAUUCUCAACCAGACUCAGGACGGUGUCUUCUGCUACUGGGAGUUCUGUGGCCCCAAUGGGACAGUGGAGAGGCACUUCAACAUCUGUGUCACCACCACGGCACCCCCGUCCACGCCGACUUCCUCCACCACCUCUGUCCCCACCACCACCUCCUCUGUCCCCACCACCACCACCACCACCACCCCCUUCACCAGCUCAGAGCCCUGCUGCUUCUGGACUCACUGGAUCAACGAGGACCACCCAACCAGCGGCAGCGAUGGUGGUGACCGAGAGACCUUUGACAGUGUCUGCAAGGCUCCAGAGGACAUCCAGUGCAGGUCGGCCACGGAGCCGCACAUCUCCUGGGAAGACCUGGGCCAGAACGUACAGUGCAACCUCUCCUUUGGGUUUAUCUGCAAAAACGAAGACCAGUUCAAGACCGGACCAUUCGAACUCUGCUAUGACUAUGAGAUACGGGUGAAUUGUUGUGUUCCUUGGUGGGAAUGCCCCACCUCGCACACGCCCAUGACCACGCCCACACCCACACCCACGACCACGCCCACACCCACGCCCAAGCCCACACCCACGCCCACGCCCACGACCACAACCACCCUGGCCACGACCACCCCGAUCRAGACUCCCAGCACCCCGUGGGAGACGGGCACUUCGACCACCUGCUGCGUGUUGAACGACACGUACUACAUCCCAGGUGACGUGGUGUACAACAACACCAUUCGGGACACCUGCUACUACGUGAACUGCUCCGUUGACUGURAGUUGCAGUACUUCAACUGGUCCUGCCCGUCCACGCCUACCCCAACGCCCACUUCCUCGGUGCCCACUCCGUCCUCGGUGGCCACGCCCUUGACACCCUCAACACCCAAGCCCUCCAYGCCGGCGACCACAUCCUCCAAGCCGACACCCGGCACCACCAAGCCCACCGGGUGCCUAGAUUUCRAUCCUCCGAGACAGGAGAACGAGACCUGGUGGCUGUGUAACUGCACCAUGGCCAUCUGCAAGCACGACAACGUGGUGGAGAUCGUGGAGAAGGAGUGCCAGCCGCCGCCCAUGCCCACCUGCUCCAAUGGCCUCAAGCCCGUGCGCGUCAUGGACCCCGACGGCUGCUGCUGGCACUGGGAGUGUGACUGCUACUGCACGGGCUGGGGGGACCCGCACUACGUCACCUUCGACGGCCUGUACUACAGCUACCAGGGCAACUGCACCUACGUGCUGGUGGAGGAGGUGACCCCGCAGGUGGACAACUUCGGGGUCUACAUCGACAACUACCACUGUGACGUCAACGACCAGGUGUCCUGCCCCCGCACACUCAUCGUGCGCCACGAGACCCAGGAGGUGCUGAUGCAGACCACGCAGAUGAUGCCCCUCAAAGUGCAGGUGCAGGUCAACAAGCAGGCGGUGGCCCUGCCCUACAAGAAGUACGGGCUGCAGGUCUACGAGUCAGGCAUCAGCUUCGUGGUGGACAUCCCCGAGCUGGGCGCUCUCAUCUCCUACAAUGGGCUGUCCUUCUCCAUCAGGCUGCCCUACCGCCUGUUUGGCAACAACACCAAGGGCCAGUGUGGCACCUGCACCAACAGCACUGCRGACGACUGUGUGCUGCCAAGUGGAGAGAUCACCUCCAACUGCGAGGCCGCAGCUGACCAGUGGGUGGUGAAUGACCCCUCCAAGCCACACUGUCCYCACGGCAGCUUCACCACCAGGCGCCCGGCCCUCACAACGCCAGGGGGCAGCCACUCCACACUGCCCGAGAACUGCACCCCGUCUCCCCUCUGCCAGCUCAUCAAGGACAGGCUGAGCCUGCCGGGGGCAGCCGGGGUGGAGGCGUGGGACAGGCGGCUGUGGUCACCUGGCCUCCAAGCUGACCAGAGCGUGACCACGCCCCCCCCAGCCAGGCACCCACCAGCUGUGACGUGCCCAUCUCACAGGGAGUACCGGGCCUGUGGCCCCCCACAGGAGCCCACCUGCCAGUCCAGCUCCUCCCCACAGAACUCCAGCAGCCUGGUGGAGGGCUGCUACUGCCCCGAAGGCACCAUGAGCUAYGCCCCGGGCUUCGAUGUCUGCGUGAAGACCUGCGGCUGUGUGGGGCCCGACAACGUGCCCAGAGAGUUUGGGGAGCGGUUCGUGUUCGACUGCAAGGACUGCGUGUGUCUGGAGGGUGGCAGUGGCAUCGUGUGCCAGCCCAAGCAAUGCAGCCAGAGGACUCCGGUCAAGUGUGAGGAGGACGGCACCUACCUCGUCACCGAGGUCGACCCUGCCGACACCUGCUGCAGCAUCUCCCUGUGCAAGUGUAACACCAGCCUGUGCAGAGAGGAGCCCCCCUCGUGCCCGCUGGGCUUCCAGGUGAAGAGCCGGAUGGUGCCCGGAAGGUGCUGCCCUGUCUACUCCUGUGUGCCCAAGGGUGUGUGUGUGCACCAGAACGCAGAGUACCAGCCUGGCUCCCCAGUGUACUCCUCCAAGUGUCAGGACUGCGUGUGUACCCACGCCGUGGACAACAGCACCCAGCUCAAUGUCAUCACCUGCACCCAUGUGCCCUGCAACGUCUCCUGUGACCCUGGCUUUGAACUUGUGGAGGCCCCUGGCCAGUGCUGCAAGAAGUGUGAGCAGACCCACUGCAUCAUCAACAGGCCCAAAAGCCAGUACCUCAUCCUGAAGCCCGGGGACAUUCAGAGCAACCCCAACAACAAGUGCAUGUUCUACAGCUGCAUGAAGGUCCACAACCAGCUCAUCUCAUCCGUCUCCAACAUCUCCUGCCCUGACUUUGACCCCAGCCGCUGUGUCCCAGGCUCUAUCACACUGAUGCCCAAUGGAUGCUGCCAGAGAUGCAUCCCUCUCAACGAGACCAGGGUCCCCUGCGCCACCAUCCCGGUAAUCAGGGAGAUCUCAAGGGCCGGCUGCACCAAGAAUGUCACCAUGAACUACUGCUCCGGGUCCUGUGGGACUUUCGCCAUGUACUCGGCGCAGGCCCAGGCCCUGGACCACAGGUGCUCUUGCUGCAAGGAGGAGAGGACCAGCGAGCGCGAGGUGGUGCUGGACUGCCCCAACGGGGGCACGCUGGCUCACACCUACACGCACAUCGAGAGCUGCCUGUGCCAGGACUCCGUGUGCGGGCUCCCGCUGGCGCAGCAGAGCCGCGUCCGCCGCUCCAGCCCCCGGCUCCUAGGGAGGGCGUGA
Molecule: messenger RNA, 6849 nt
Organism: Urocitellus parryii (Arctic ground squirrel)
Lineage: Eukaryota; Metazoa; Chordata; Mammalia; Rodentia; Sciuridae
Source: RefSeq, a predicted model, not a curated record